CGGCAAUGGCGACUUUGAACGUGCUCUCGAAUUCUUCACGGUGUCACACACAACUACAAACUAUGCUCUAAUGGCCGUCCGUAUAAACCAAGCAGAUGAUAAUACAAUAUCUUAAAAUAAUAUGUCCUUGUCGCGUGCCGAUCCCCGCGCCUCCACCGAGUCGGUAGAGGGCGCUAUGCCAGGCUCGUUUCCCGAACCUCUUUCGCCCAUACCAACUACAAACUACCAGAGCCUGUCUCAUGCUGUUCACUUGCGAAGGGCUGAGUUCACACGAUCGAAGCGCAUUCGAAUCAAAAUCGGAACCUGGAAUGUUGCUGCUCUCAAGGGCACCGAGAAGGAUAUCGGCAGCUGGUUUGUGGGUGGAAAGGGCCUUGAGGAAAAGUUUGCUGGUCUAGGCAUAUCUUCUGAUUCUGCAGAGAGCCAUAGCCAAUCAAGGGAGAGCAUAGAGGAGCAAGAAUGCAGACAAUCGAAGAAUCAGCCUACCAUUCCGAAAGGUGAUCAAAGCGAACAGCCACAUGACGACGAAAUCGGCCUAUACGUUCUAGGACUGCAGGAGAUUUUAGAUGUUGGCUCAGCUGCCGAGGCCUUGAAGCCGUAUACGGAUCCAACGGCGGCGAACCGCUACAAGACCGAGCUUGAAUACGUGCUCCCUGCAGGCUACACAUUGGUUGCGGAGAAGCAGUUGAUUGGCAUGUUGCUUUUGAUAUACGCUUCACCAUCUGUCGCUCCAGAGAUCAAACGUGUCAGUACAACGAGUGUUGGGACAGGCCUGAUGGGCUACAUGGGCAACAAAGGCGCGGUGACAGCGCGGAUUGUUUUGGGUGAAACAACAAGGCUCGUGUUUGUGAAUUCGCACCUCGCGGCUGGAGCUGAUAAAGCUGCGCUCGAUCGCAGGAAUUGGGACGCCAGUCAGGUAGUCAGCAGAACACGAUUUGACCCCAUAGAAGACGCAUUCGGCACGACAAACAGUACGGGCGAGAGGAUUGGAGAGGAAGACAUAGCUUUCUGGUUUGGUGAUCUAAAUUACAGACUCGAUGCUCCUGGAGAUGACGUACGGAGACUGCUUAUGCUUCACACUAGAAAUGAGUACGAUCUCAACCGUGCAGCAGGAAAGACAGUAGACGAGGAAAUUGAACAUCUAGAGGAGCGACGAGGAGAAGACCCAAACACUUCGCAGAAUGAUCUCACGCAGAUGAUCAAAAAUAGAGAGGAUGACGAGUCCGAUGAGCGUCUACCUCCGGAACAAGAUCCUACGUCUUUGGAGACGACAUUACUAUCCCUUCUUGCACACGACGAACUCCACAUGCAAAUGGCUGAGCGAAAGGCCUUCCACGAUGGCUGGCAAGAGGCUCCUAUCCGAUUCUUACCUACUUACAAAUACGACGUUGGGAGCGUAGGCGUUUUUGAUUCGAGCGACAAGCGCAGAGGACCCAGUUGGUGUGACCGCAUUUUAUACAGGACACGAACAGAUCUACAACGUUUCAAGCGUAAGAUGGAGGAGGAGGAGGCGGCGCGGAAAAAGGACGAAGAGAUGAAGGCAAAGGGUAUUGAGGAUGCUGCCAACGAAGACGAAGUUCUAUUUGACUACAAUCCGGAAGACGAUGCGGAUGAAGAGUACGAUGAGAUGGCUCAACCGGAGGCUAUUGCUGUGACCACGAAGGACGGCGACCAAAUAGAACUCGUGCAAGAGUACUACAAUGCUCAUCAACGAGUGCUCUCGUCAGACCACAAACCUCUGGACGCGAUAUUCAGCUUCACAUACGACGCUGUAAUACCCGAACUCAAAGCAAAAGUCCACGCUGAAGUAGUCAGGGAACUCGACCGCGCAGAAAACGAAGGGAGGCCGACAGUUACAGUCAUAGCAGACAAAGUUCACGACGAAGAGAUGGACGAAAGCACCCCUCCAGAAGUCAAGAAUGAGAGUAUAGAUUUCGGACGAGUCCACUUCAGGGAACACAAACAACGUAACGUCACCGUCGCAAAUACGGGACAGGUCCCCGCGACAAUGGCGUUCGUUGACAGGCCCACGACAGGUGGUGAGGAGCUUGAAGCCCCUUCACCCGUUUGGCUGAGCAUUGAAUGGGACCGUGAGCCCGACUCUGUCGAUCCUAAAUCACCAAGGUCGAACAAGAAAGGCCCUCUCCCGCCACCUAUGUACACUCUUGACCCGGGCGACGCCUGCAACGUGACUUUGACGGUCCGUGUCGAGGCUUUGGAACUUGUCGGGCGGCUGAACGAGGGCGGCGCAAAGCUUGACGACAUACUGAUCUUACGAGUCAAGGAUGGGCGUGACCAUUUCUUACCUGUGACGGCUCGAUGGGUGCAGCAUGGGUUGGACAAGACAAUCUCGAAGAUGACCAGCCUAAGCGAGAGCGCCAUAAGAAAACUGCAGCACCAGGAACCGGACGCAUCAUAGAGCAGCCGCGAAAGUGGACGUUCUCAGCACGUGUAAUGUGUAAUUUAUAACCUCUUGGGAUUUUCCCACGUAAGAUGUAUAGAGUUUAUGUGCGUACUGGUCAUCGUAUCAAUUGGAUACCGAAAUUCGAAUUUCAUCACGUUUUGAAG
Verruconis gallopava is the source of this 2565-nucleotide messenger RNA. RefSeq lists its product as uncharacterized. The transcript has a single exon. Bases 122 to 2416 code for a protein of 764 amino acids. Lineage: Eukaryota; Fungi; Ascomycota; Dothideomycetes; Venturiales; Sympoventuriaceae. The record is from RefSeq and is a predicted model, not a curated record. Gene Ontology annotation, biological process: phosphatidylinositol dephosphorylation. Gene Ontology annotation, molecular function: phosphatidylinositol-4,5-bisphosphate 5-phosphatase activity.